AGAAAAGUGGCUAAUAAGUGAUGGCAUUAGCGCGUAAAUUAACCGAAAGAAUAUAUGAGAUAAAAGCACACAAUGGUAACGUUACUUGCUUGGAUGUUGGUGAAACAGGUCGUGUCUUAGUUACCGGUGGCCAAGAUCGUAAUGUUAAUUUAUGGGCAAUUGGACAGACAGAAUGUUUUAUGUCACUGACGGGUCACAAUCGCCCCUUGGAUUGUGUCCGUUUUGCCUACAAUGAUGAUUUUGUCUAUUCAGCCGAUGAUAUCGGUAUUAUACGACGAUGGGAUUUGAAUGCACAAACAAUAUGCUCCACAUUGAAUGGUCAUAUGAAAAGUGUGCGAACAUUGGAUUUCAAUCCAUCCGGUGAAUAUGUGGUAUCCGGUAGUAAUGACACAACAGUAAGAUUAUGGGAUGUUCGCAAUCAAAAUAGUUGCAUGAAAAUCUAUCGUGGUCAUAUUUCACAUGUUAACUCAGUGAAAUUUUCACCAGAUGGCCUAUGGAUAGCAUCUGCCGGUACGGAGGGUUCCGUCAUUAUAUGGGACAUCAGGAAAAGUAAACAAAUUAUGGAAUUUUGUGAUAAACCAGCUGGUGCUGCAAUCACAUGUAUACAAUUUCAUCCAUUUGAAUUUUUGCUGGCUGUGGGUCGUGUCGAUGGUACCGUUAGUAUUUAUGAUUUGGAGACACAGCUGUGUGUUACCCGGACAGAUGCUACCAGUUUGUUUUAUGGUCAUCCCAUUAAGUGUAUAACAUUUAGUGAUAAUGGCGAAUGCUUGUUUGUUGGCACCGCGGCAGCUAUAUCGAUUAUUGGCUGGGAACCAGAUCGUGAAUUUGAUCACAUACAAUCCGCCUGGACGGCAUUGGGUGAUAUGAAAAUUGUUAAUAGAAGAUUGAUUUGUGGCUCCUUUGAACAGGAAUAUGUCAGCAUUGAUGCCCUUAGUGUCAAUCGUGUAUUCCCGUUUUAUAAUCCAUCCAAUAAUACAGCACCUGCCUUUAGUCAUAAUUCCACAACACGUAAAAGUUUUUCACGUGGCAAUCAAAAGUUACGUCUUUCGAUUGGUGGACCCAAACAGUCACGUCUGGUCGAAGAGAAUGAAGACAAUCGUAGUCCCAGUUUAGAUGGUCACUCUUCACCGAACCUCAGCCUAGAGUUGGUCGAUGAAAAUCCCCUCGAUAGCGCCAUGCUUCCGCCCAUGCUACCAAAUCCAAAUACCCAUCCGCUAAACAAUGGUCAUGCCAAUUUCUCGGUGAAUAGUAAUUUUACAGAUUUUGAAAAUAGUUUCACCUCAACAAUGGGUGUUGGUGGGGGUGGUUUAACAUCAUCACCAUAUCAUUACCCGUCCAUUGCCUCAAGUACUGCCUACAGUAGUUUGGGUGUUUUAAAUUAUGAUGGUGGUCCGUCGUCGCUGAAAAUGCCCGGAGAGCGGGGUGAUUACUAUAGUAAAUAUGAUAAUUUCACAGAUCCUUUCAAUCAGGAUAGUGAAAUAAAUUUCAAUGAAAGUUUCCCGCCUGUUAUCAACAAUUACGAUAAUACCGAAAUGGUUGAAGAUUUUCCCAUAAAUCAAGGCUCAACUAUACCGCCAUCUGUAGCAGCAGCAACCACAAAUAAUUCAUCGUCGUCAUCGUCCUCAUCAUCGGCCACGUUGAAUGCCAAAACGGCCAAACCAACUACAACAACAACCAAAACAACAUCACACAUUACAAAACGUACAGCACAAGUGUCGAGUGGUGGGGGUAUUAAAACCAGUGCAUCGUCGACAUUUCAACAGCGCAACAAAUUGUCGCAAGUGUCCUCGGUUAGCACAACAGAACUGCACAAAAUGGAUGAUAAUAUGCUGAUCAAGAAAUCGGCAUCGUCACACAUUGUUGUAAAUAAGAGCAAGGCACAUGUGAAUAAAGAGAAUGCACGCAAUAAAAAUAUCACAGUGCAAAUAAUAACAAAGCCACCGACACGUUCACGAACAUCGUUGGAAUUGAGAUCACCACAGAAAGCGGGUGGUGGAGGAGGAGGUGGUCCAGCACAACGUCAAACACAACGCAUUUCUAGUUACACCAUGGAUAGUACUAGUAAUGGCUCGGCAAAUAUACCCAUUAGUUAUCGGCCCGAUCCAUCACUGAUGACCCAUUCGGGGUUCGGUAGUCAAAAAAGCUUUAAUAAUCGCAUGGACGAUGUACCAGAAAUUGAAAUGCUCUCAGCAACACAUGAACAAGUUUAUCAGGAGUUAAGCAAUCGUAAUGCCACACUGCAGAUUAUAAGAAAUUCAACAAGAUCUCACGAUGUCCUUUCCGCCCUAAGACAGGCCAUUAAAAUGGGCCGAACUAUUUUCGUUGAUCUUUUGGGAGCCAUAUUGGAAAAAACAUCAUCAUGGAAUUUAGAUUUGUGUAUUUUAUUAUUACCUGAAAUCUAUGAACUCCUGCAAAGUCAACAUAAAUUUCACUAUACACGAGCUUGUGAUACACUACGUGUUAUACUAUCAAAUUUCUUGCCAAUUAUUCAGGAUAACCUAGACCCAUGGGUAAAUGGUCUGGGUGUUGAUGUCAGUCGAGAGGAACGUCAUCGCAAAUGUUUGGAAUGUCAGCGAUGGCUAUUGCAAAUACGCAACCUGCCCGAAACAAAUCAUUUUGGCAGCACACUAACCCAGCUACAAAAUAUGAUUGUUAAUAUAUAAGAAGAGAGAA
Molecule: messenger RNA, 2673 nt
Organism: Musca vetustissima
Lineage: Eukaryota; Metazoa; Arthropoda; Insecta; Diptera; Muscidae
Gene: kat80
Product: katanin p80 WD40 repeat-containing subunit B1
Exons: 13
Coding region: 21-2663 (880 amino acids)
Biological process (GO): microtubule severing; microtubule depolymerization
Cellular component (GO): katanin complex
Molecular function (GO): microtubule binding
Source: RefSeq, a predicted model, not a curated record